This is a messenger RNA of Prunus mume (Japanese apricot), 3030 nucleotides long. Lineage: Eukaryota; Viridiplantae; Streptophyta; Magnoliopsida; Rosales; Rosaceae. The record is from RefSeq and is a predicted model, not a curated record.
AUGCGGUAUAGAGAUCAUCUAGGAAGAUUUGCUAAACGACCUGAAUCAGAAACUUUAUUCAGAAAUCUUUUUGAUAUCUCUAGUGAAUCUGAAACCAUGGGUGAUCAAGUUAAUGAAGGUGAAAAUCCUCCAGUUAGAACAUUAAAUGAUUAUUUGCAUCCUAGCCGUACUGCAUCUCCUUCGUGCAUUGUUUUUCCAGCUAAUAUGCCCAACUACGAUUUUAAACCUGGCAUGAUUCAACUCCUUCCUAUUUUUCAUGGGAUGGAUAGUGAAGAUCCAUAUGUGCAUGUUACUGAAUUUGAAGAUGCUAAAUAUUUUCCAAAUCAUAAGACAAUUGCUUUGAAGAAAAGAAUCUCAAAUUUUGCUCAAAAAGAAAGUGAAACAUUGUAUCAAACAUGGGAACGAUUUAAAGAACUUUUGAGUCUUUGUCCACAUCAUGGUUUUGAGAAUUGGCGACUUGUUAGUCACUUUUAUGAUGGACUCCUUCCUCGAGAUAAGCAAUUUGUUGAGUCUAUGUGUAAUGGUGAAUUUAUGCAAAAAGAUCCUGAUGAGGCCUUAAAUUUUCUUGAUGAAAUUGCUGAAAAAUCUAAUCAAUGGACCACUCCUAGCCCAUUUGAAAGUACUGACCGCUUUAAGUCUGCUUCCUCUUCUGUUAGUAAAGGAAUUUUUCAAUUAAAAGAGGAAGGCGAUUUGAAAUUAAAAUACGAGAAUUUGGCCAAAGAGGAGAUGAAAGGAGCUUAUGAAGAACGAUGUGCAGUCAUAGGAAAUUAUCAAAUGGCAUAUUCUCCUUUUUCUGAGACCUACAAUCCAGCAACAAGAAAUCAUCCUAAUUUCCGUUGGAGGAAUAAUGAGUCCCACCCUCAGGUUAAAAUUAAUAUUCCAUUGUUAGAUGCAAUUAAACAUGUUCCUGCUUAUGCUACAUUUUUGAAAGAUAUGUGCACGUAUAAGAGAAAGCAUAAUGUCAAGAAAACUGCAUUUUUAGCUGCUCAUGUCAGUUCGGUGUUGCAAAACAAAAUGCCUCCAAAAUAUAAGGACCCAGGGAGUCCUACUCUUUCAUGCGUUAUUUGAGAACAUUUUAUUGAUUGUGCUCUACUUGAUUUAGGGGCCAGUGUCAAUUUACUGCCUUAUUCAGUUUACUUGCAGCUAGGUCGACCUUUCUUGGCUACAUGUGAUGCUAACAUUAGCUGCAGGAGUGGGGUGAUGAAACUUAAUUUUGGGAAUAUGACCAUGGAAGUUAACAUAUUUAAUGUGUUUAGGCAGCCAUAUGAAGAUGAGGAAUCUGAAGUUGUGAAUUUGAUUUCACCUCUUGCCCAUGAUCAAUUUGUGAAAAACAGCAUGCCUGAUUCUUUGGAGAAUUUUUUAGUGAAUUCUAAUAUUGAUGAAGAUGAAUUAAACCCUGAAGUUGCUGAAAUUCUUUCUUGUUUUGACUCUUUGCAGGUGCAAAACGUUAAAAAAUGGCCACCCACAUUUGAAACGUUGCCACCUCAAGUCCCGCCAAAGCCAUCUAAUGCGGAGGUGCCUGAAUUAGAGUUAAAACCUCUACCAGCAGGUCUAAAGCAUGCAUUCUUGGGACCUAAUGAUACUUUUCCUGUGGUAAUAUCUUCUGAAUUAAACUCUUCACAGGAAGAUGGAUACUCUGGUUAUUAUCAAAUUGGAAUUGCAAUUGAAGAUCAAGAGAAAACAACUUUUACAUGUCCUUUUGGUACUUUUGCUUUUUGUCGAAUGCCGUUUGGAUUAUGUAAUGCUCCUGCUACUUUUCAAAGAUGCAUGCUUAGUAUUUUUAGUGAUAUGGUGGAGAAAUUUCUUGAGGUUUUUAUGGAUGAUAUCUCUGUCUUUGGUGAUUCUUUUGAUGAUUGUUUGAGUAAUUUGGAAAAAGUUUUGGUUAGUGACCAUGCCGCUUUAAAGUAUCUUCUCACCAAGAAGGAUGCUAAGGCUCGAUUAGCAUCUGGUGCUCAUUUUUCUGUAAACAAAACUGCUGCAAAAAUUUUGCAAUGUGGAUUUUAUUGGCCUUCUCUUUUUAAGGAUACUAAUAUUUUUUGUUGGACCUGUGAACGUUGUCAAACAUUGGGGGCCAUAACUCGUAGAAAUAUGAUGCCUUUAAACCCCAUUUUAGUGAUUGAAAUAUUUGAUUGUUGGGGCAUUGAUUUUAUGGGUCCGUUCCCUGCAUCUUUUGGGUAUCUAUAUAUUUUGGUAGGAGUUGAUUAUGUUUCAAAAUGGGUCAAGGCUGUUCCUUGUCGACUUAAUGAUCAUAAAACAGUUUUACGGUUUCUAAAAGAAAAUAUUUUCUCAAGAUUUGGAACACCUCGAGCCAUUAUUAGUGAUGAGGGAAAGCAUUUUUGCAAUAAACCUUUUGAGGCUUUAAUGAAAAAAUAUGGUAUAACUCAUAAAGUCGCUACCCCCUAUCAUCCACAAACAAGUGGCCAAGUUGAACUUGCUAAUCGGGAAUUAAAACAAAUUUUGGAGAAAACAGUAAACCCAAAUCACAAAGAUUGGUCUCUCCGACUAACCGAUGCGCUUUGGGCAUAUCGUACUGCUUUUAAAACCCCGCUUGGUAUGUCUCCCUAUAGAUUAAUCUUUGGGAAAGCUUGUCACUUGCCUGUGGAAUUGGAACAUAAAACUUAUUGGGCUAUACGGAUGUUUAAUUUUAAUGUGGAUGAUGCCAGUUCACUUCGAAAGCUUCAAUUAAAUGAGUUGGCAGAAAUUCGAAAUGAUGCAUAUGAAAAUUCAAAAAUUUACAAGGAUCAAAUUAAAGUUUUUCAUGAUAAACAUAUUCUGAGAAAAACUUUUGAGCCUUCACAGAAAGUUCUUUUGUACAAUUCACGAUUGAAUCUAUUUCCUGGAAAGCUUCGUUCUCGAUGGACAGGUCCUUUUGUGGUGAAAAGAGUUUUUCCUUUUGGAGCUGUGGAGAUUGAGAACCCCAUAAAUGGUGAUGUUUUUAAAGUUAACGGUCAACGCCUUAAGCCAUUCUUGGAGACUAUUGUUUUGCAGGACGAGACCGUCCCUUUGGAGACUCCAGUUUAUGAGGAUUGA